AUGUCUCAAUCCGACCCUCUACUAGCAGCCCCUACAACUAUCGUCCACCCCAAGCACAAGACCUGGUUGUGCGAAGAGAAGUUCAACGGUACCGAGUGCAACACCCACAACGAUGUCAACGACCUGGUGUGCAUGAAGUGUGACUACCAAGUCGAUGGUUGGACAAAGGUGAGGGCCGAGGAUGUGAAUGAAAUUCAUAUCGGGCAGCUCCACAGCUACCAAGAUGGUGUGGCCAAAUGGCAAUACUUCAAAUACUUUCUCAACCGAGGUCCAAUUUUGGAGGAUGCGCCUGGGAACAAUGCGCCUGUACCCAGAGGCACAAUCGACGGAUAG
Messenger RNA from Fusarium proliferatum ET1, 333 nucleotides. RefSeq lists its product as uncharacterized. The record is from RefSeq and is a predicted model, not a curated record. Lineage: Eukaryota; Fungi; Ascomycota; Sordariomycetes; Hypocreales; Nectriaceae. The transcript has a single exon. The coding region runs from base 1 to 333 and encodes 110 amino acids.